CUUUUAUUUCCUUUAAGACUUAGGGUGAGCGCCUCAUCUCAGAAUGCAAACUCUAUCGUUUUAACUCUUUAGCUGUCAGAUUCACCUGAGCGAUGAACUGCAUAGUGCAAUUUCCUUCGCAGAAAACUGUAGGGGAGCUGCUUGAGAAUAACUCCUGCUAAUACUGAAGGGGAUUUCGAACAAGAUAAAUGGUUGGCAAUCGGUUCUCCGUAAGGCUGCUAAACCGAGUGGCGGCAAAUUUGAAAAAAAUGUCAUCAAAUACGAAGGAUGAUGUCCUCCAAGACAAACGUAGCAAGAUCAUGGCUAGAGGGCUUCCGAAACAAAAGCCGAUUGAAGGAGUUAAGCAAGUGCUGCUUGUAGCUUCUGGUAAAGGGGGCGUAGGAAAGUCCACAACGGCUGUAAACGUAGCCCUUGCAUUGGCAGCAAAUGAACCGGUAAGUGCCACUGAAG
Ahaetulla prasina is the source of this 450-nucleotide messenger RNA. RefSeq names its product iron-sulfur protein NUBPL-like. NCBI's taxonomy places the organism in Eukaryota, Metazoa, Chordata, Lepidosauria, Squamata, Colubridae. The annotation marks the transcript as partial. The transcript is spliced from 3 exons. Gene Ontology annotation, cellular component: mitochondrion. The record is from RefSeq and is a predicted model, not a curated record. Gene Ontology annotation, biological process: mitochondrial respiratory chain complex I assembly; iron-sulfur cluster assembly. Gene Ontology annotation, molecular function: 4 iron, 4 sulfur cluster binding; ATP binding.